This is a messenger RNA of Cucurbita moschata (crookneck pumpkin), 896 nucleotides long. RefSeq lists its product as uncharacterized. Gene Ontology annotation, molecular function: SNARE binding. Gene Ontology annotation, cellular component: BLOC-1 complex; synaptic vesicle; BORC complex. Bases 190 to 681 code for a protein of 163 amino acids. Gene Ontology annotation, biological process: endosome to lysosome transport; lysosome organization; regulation of synaptic vesicle exocytosis. The record is from RefSeq and is a predicted model, not a curated record. The transcript has 5 exons. Lineage: Eukaryota; Viridiplantae; Streptophyta; Magnoliopsida; Cucurbitales; Cucurbitaceae.
UAGUAUAAUUUGGGGGGGAAAUACCUUGACACAUUGCUACUCCAAAGAUUCUUUUCGGAAUUGGGCUAGAAAUUCUUCUCUCUGAUCUUAUCUCCCACGAUUGCGCCGGCGACGUCGAACCAGUUAGCGGAUUCUUCUGGAUUCGAAGCACGAAGUUUAGAGAGACUGCGAACUACGGUAUUGGCUGAGAUGCACAGUCCGGAGAAAGUACUCGACGAUCCUGCCAAUGAGGACAGCAGUGUCUCUGUCGAAUUGGAGACUUCCAUUAGUCGAAAUGGCGAUCUCAAGGAAGAAAAUGAUCUUGCAAACACGAAUUUGGAAAACUCUAAUGCUCUAGCAAAUGGGCUUUCUUCCAUGCUUAUCAACAUCAUAAGGGAUUUUGACUCCAAAGCUGAUGAUACUCUUAAGAGCCAGAGCCAGCUUUCAUCUUCCCUUGAUCGUAUCACUACAGUUAUUACUUCAACCUUUACAGAACUGGAUCAGUUACUUGAAGCUGCACCUUUUCCAUUCAUCAUGCAGCAUGCCUCGAGGAUUUCAAGUGUAAGAAAGAGAGUUUUGUCACUAAAUUCCAUCUUAGGAUCCAUACAACGAAGAUUAGAUAACAUAGAUCGGGCAAUCUCGAUGGGCAAUCGACCAGAUACUCUUUCCUCUCAAAGUUCCUCGCAAACUCAACAUGGUUGAAGAUUGCAACAAAUCGAACUAGUACAUCACCCUACAAUAGUAUUGAAAUUUUCGCCCUCGGUCUAUGUGCACACGCAUACAACCUGCACAAUUUAUCUAUUUCCGACUCGUGAGUGGAGUUUUGAUGUUACUAUUAACAUUUAGCUUAUGUUUUAGUUUCUCGCAUUCACAUCAUUUUGUCUCUAUGUACUGAUGUCAUGCCUAUAUGUAUUAAU